This is a messenger RNA of Agrilus planipennis (emerald ash borer), 1798 nucleotides long. Its product is annotated as dehydrogenase/reductase SDR family protein 7-like. Bases 203 to 1168 code for a protein of 321 amino acids. Gene Ontology annotation, cellular component: membrane. NCBI's taxonomy places the organism in Eukaryota, Metazoa, Arthropoda, Insecta, Coleoptera, Buprestidae. The transcript is spliced from 3 exons. Gene Ontology annotation, molecular function: oxidoreductase activity. The record is from RefSeq and is a predicted model, not a curated record.
GAUUUAUUAGUUGUCUAUUAAUUAUUAAGGGCUAUGCUAUGGAUUUAGGUUAGGUUAUUUAUGUAGUGUAUAGGUUAUGUAUGUUUCAUCUACUUUAAUCAUUUAAUCGUGAAUUGUUAGUUAAGUACUCAAGUGCAGUUGAAAUUUAAUGAAUAUGUGACUAAAAUUUACUAUAUUAAUUGAUUUAAUCUUCAACUGGAAAAUGGCCGAUUCUGAAAUCUUAAUUAGUAUAAAAAAGGCGUUUCAGUAUUUGUACAACAUACUGGGUACAACAGCAUUCAGUUUUGCUAUACCUGUUAUUAUGUUUAAAGUAAUAAGAAGUAUUUACUUUAAUCAGAAUCAAAAAACCUUGGCCGGAAAGGUUGUAGUAAUAACAGGGGCAAGCUCUGGUUUAGGGGAAGCGUUAUCGCAUGAGUUUUAUAAAAACGGAUCUCAAGUUAUUUUAUGUGCUAGAAGAAGGCAAGAAUUAGAAAGAGUUCGUAAUGACUUAUUGCAAAUGUAUUCUACUACACCAACACAUCCACCUAUUAUAAUACCUUUGGAUCUCAGUGAUUUGACAAGCCUUGAAAACGUGGUAGAGAAAAUUCUUUCUAUCACUAGCCAUGUUGACAUAUUAAUAAACAAUGCAGGAAUUUCUCAUCGAGGGACCGUUGUUAACACUAAUGUUGAAGUUGAUAAAAAAAUUAUGACUGUCAACUAUUUUGGGACAAUUACAUUAACAAAAGCCCUUUUACCUUCUAUGAUUAAAAGACAAAUAGGUCAUAUAGUAAUGAUUAGUUCUGUCCAAGGUCUCAUUGCCUUACCUAAUAGAUCAGCCUAUAGUGCAUCUAAACAUGCUCUGCAAGCAUUUAGUGACAGUUUGAGAGCAGAAGUUGCUGCAAGUAACAUUUUUGUCACUGUCAUUAGUCCCGGUUAUAUAAAAACUUCAUUGUCUAUAAAUGCACUGACAGCCUCAGGGAAAAAGUACUCGAAGAUGGAUGAUACUACUGCGAAGGGCUUCAAUCCUGAAGAUGUCGCUAAAGAAGUAAUACAAGCAAUUAUUCAGAAAAAAAAUGAAGUGAUUGUGUCGUCUUCUAUUCCUAGAAUAGUUAUAAUAUUGAGAAAAUAUUUUCCAUGGCUGUAUUUCUUUAUUAUGGCAAAAAGAGCAACAAAACUUGAAACAACUUAAGGCCAUAAUUAAUAUUUAAAAUUUUAUAACCGGUUCAGAAAAAUAUUGCCUCCAUUCCACUGCUACAAUUAUUGUUUCGCCAAACUUCAUCAAAUGGAUGAUAAGUAUUGUUCUGGUUAAGAUUAUUCAUUAUUACAAACUUUUAGUAAGUUAAAAGUAAAGAAUUGUUUACGUUAAUUUGGUAAUCACAUAUUUCCUUUUUUGCACUGUGAUUGUGAGUUAAGAACUGCAUUUUAUUCUAUAAUUUUACAUCUGUCUUACUAAUGUGUUUUUGAAACUUUUCAAUUUGUUUUGUAAAUCCAGACUAUGCAAACAUUCGUUAGUAUGGUUAGUGCAAAACGAAAAGUUUUAAUUUUUGAAGUGGGCAGUACUCAUUUUAUUCAACUUUUUUAAAGUCGACAUACACAGGAUUAUUACGAUAACUUUUCGCCGGUUCCUGGGGUGAUGCUGUAACCUAGUUCUAAUGUGGAUAGUAACCUAUUCACCAACAUUGUUUUGUUUCUACCUUUAAUAUUUAAAAAGUGUUCAUAAAAAUCUUAACCAAUAUCAUACUUAUCUUCCAUCUGAAGAAAGUAAUGUUUGAUGAGAUAAUCGUAGUAUGUAUUAUUACAAAAAUUUUUAACCAACCUU